Molecule: messenger RNA, 1339 nt
Organism: Nematocida parisii ERTm1
Lineage: Eukaryota; Fungi; Microsporidia
Exons: 1
Coding region: 1-1320 (439 amino acids)
Biological process (GO): ribosomal large subunit assembly; Notch signaling pathway
Cellular component (GO): nucleolus
Molecular function (GO): protein binding
Source: RefSeq, a predicted model, not a curated record
AUGAACUCACAAGUUAUUGCACAGUUUAUGUCACACGAUGACACUCCCCUGGGAAGUGUACUACAACUACCCACAAGCAUAACACUAGAAUCCCUUAAAGUACUUCUACCACCAGAUACACUUGACAGGGACCGAAUGAGAAUGUUCAUCCACGGCUCAGAGAUUAUAACCACCCUUGGAGAAGCCCAUAAGAAAGAGAAAGUUGAAAGUGAGGAGAUACUCAAAAUAUACUGCUACCCAGACGACCCACCAAAGAAGACCCGUGCACCCGGGUACUUGGCAUCUUCAUGCUCUGGCCAUACAGCAGCCAUCUUAAGCGUAAAGCAGAGUCCAUGCAAGCAGUACGUGUGCAGUGCAUCAGGUGAUGGUACGGUCAGGUUCUGGAGUGCAUCCACAAAGACCCCGAUUAAAUCAGUAAAGUUAUUCCAGCACUGGAUCCAGUGCAUUGAAUUCUCACCCGACUCGAAAUGGCUUGCAGCCGGUGCCAUGAACGGAGGUGUGUCCCUGAUUAGCAUGGCGGACUUAUCGGUGGUGUACUCCAAGAAGAUCCACAAGGACGGUGCCACUUCGAUCGCAUGGCGUGCGGACAGUGAAAUAUUCGCGACUGCCUCCAGGGACAGCAGUGCCAGUGUGUGGAACACGACCGGGCACGUAAGGAGUACAUUCCAUGAGAAACCUGUCAUAUCCGUAAAGUAUUUCGGUGACUAUUUACUCUCCGCGGGCAGGGACACCACCAUAAAAGUAACCGAUGAUUCGGGUUCUGUUGUACAAGUGCUUAGAGGGCAUAUUUUAUGGGUUACUGGCCUGGCCGUGCACAAUGGGAGUGAUUUAGGGAGGUACUUAAAGAAAUCAGCAGGUGCUGAGAUGGGUGCAGGCAAGGGGUUCUUUGUAAGUAUCAGUGAUGAUAAGACUGCUGUUAUGUGGCGGCCUUCUUGGGUUAGUGAUAAUUCAUGGAGUUUCCUGCCCGUACGUAAACUGACUGGUCAUAAGGACGUACUGACGAGUGUAAGUAUUUCAUUAAAUGGGGCGUACAUAUCCACAUCAUCAUUUGAUAAGACCGUUAAGUUAUGGACAUCUGUUAAUGGGUAUUUAUCACACACGUUCAAGUCACACACGCUGUUAGCGUAUCAGACUGCAUUUUCUACCACAGGGAAUUUACUUGUAUCUUGUUCUGCUGAUAAGACGGUUAAAGUGUACUCAGUUGAGAAGAAGACGCUUUUAUCCGAUUUUGUGUGCAAGGACCAAGUGUUUGCGAUCGACAUAAAGGACGGCAUGAUCACAGCCGGAGGGAAGGAUAAAUUAGUAUAUUUCUUUACAUAAUCAUAUAAUAAAGUGCACU